Molecule: messenger RNA, 2449 nt
Organism: Macrosteles quadrilineatus (aster leafhopper)
Lineage: Eukaryota; Metazoa; Arthropoda; Insecta; Hemiptera; Cicadellidae
Exons: 16
Coding region: 76-2331 (751 amino acids)
Biological process (GO): dUDP biosynthetic process; dTTP biosynthetic process; dTDP biosynthetic process
Cellular component (GO): mitochondrion; cytoplasm
Molecular function (GO): dTMP kinase activity
Source: RefSeq, a predicted model, not a curated record
AGAGUUAAACUCCGGUGGAGGAGGGACCAUUACAGUGCUUGUUAUCAGUUAGUUGGUGAUAACGGGAGAGUGGACAUGAGGCCAAGUGUGCUGCUAUUGACACUGUCAGGGCUACUGCUCAACCAGGCUGUAGGCCAGGAAGACCUGUCAGAGAUCUUAGAACUUUUCAAAGGGCUGCCUUCAGUGUUAGAAUAUUUCAGAAAUAAUUCAGACCCUCUAGCCAAAACUAUCUUGACCACGUUCGAGAGGGAAUGCUUCUUUACUACAGAGCCCGUGGUGCCCGACCACAACGACUUGUCCAGGAGACCUUACAUCGUCAUAGAGGGCAACAACCGGCCAAGUCGAGACAAGGUUGGAGUUGCUCUUGCCCGCAUGUUCAAUGGUCGUUACUUCAACAACCCCGCACCCUGCCUGAUCCGCCACCUGGUUGAGCUCCCCUCUGGCAGCUUCCUGCGGCGCGCAUACUUCGUUCUCUCACUCUACGCCACAGACUUCAACGUACGAGUGCAGCUCGCCGCCGGACACCCUGUAGUAGCUAAUGGGUGUUGGCUGGACCAGGUGGUUUUUGCUCUAGAGAAGAUCUACCCGGAGCUACCCGCGGCGACGUCAGACCUCUUCAGUUGGCCUCCUGACCUGCUCAGACCUGAUAUCACCUUCUACUUGUCAUCCAACCUGCGUUACCGUGGCAACGCUUUCAUCCCCCGUGUCACAACCCCGCAUCAGAACAGAUCGCUGGAAAUGUAUCGCAGGCUACAGACAAGAUAUCCUAUAAUGAUCCUGGACAGAAACGUCAGACCUGAAGUGAUUCACAACCACGUCGUCAGAAUACUCUCUCACAAACGAACACUGGACUCGCGAGAUGUUGACGAGGACACGGAGGUGAGACUUCAACUAUUCACUGGACUUCAAGGAGUCUUAAACUUCUUCAGGAAUAAUUCGAAUGUUCUUGCUCAACGCAUCCUGGAGACUUUCCAAAAGGAAUGCAUAUUCAACCUGACCAAGCCCAUCCCCGGGGGCGCCUCGAGGAAACCCUUCAUCGUCCUAGAGGGCAACGACCUCACCAAUAGGGAGAACGUCGGUAAGGGGUUGGCUCGCAAGAUGAACGCCAGAUACAUGGUGCACCCGGCGUCUUGUCUGGUCAAGUACAUGGACGUGUUGCCCAAGGCGAGUGUCCUGCGUCGCGCCUUCUACAUACUCUCACUGUACGCCGUGUCUCACAGCGUCAAAGCACAUCUCAGCACCAACAAAGGCGUCGUUCUCAAUGGGUACUGGCAUGAUCAGGUGACGUUCUCUCUCGCCCAAGUUGCACGGUCUGAACAAGUGUAUGACGUCACAUCUGACCAGUUCCGUAUGCCAGAUGAACUGCUUCCCCCGGACAUCAGCGUUUACCUUCUCUCGGACAACCCGACUGACAACAAAGCAUCUACUAGUGUUUCUACAAGCACGCUGGAGAUGUACAAAUCUCUGCAGGCGUUCUACCCCAUCGUGAUAGAGGAGGUGACGGACAGCGACCGCGAAACUACCACCAAUGUGUUCAAACAUGUCCAGGACCGUCUAUCGGGCACUCGUCAUAUCGUCGAGCAAGAGUAUGAGGAAGUAACAGACGUGUUAUCCUUGUUUACUGGGCUGAUGCCAGUGCUUCGAUACUUCAAAACUAGUGUGCAUCCUUUUGCCAAGGAAAUUAUUACAACGUUUGAACAAUACUGGUCCUCCUCGAUACAGGAACCGGAAACUGAACGCAAAAAUCCUUUCAUUGUAAUAGAAGGAAACAACCGCACAAGUAGAGAGGCGAUAUCGUUCAGGCUGUCCAAGAUGCUUGGAGGUGUGUUUGUGAAGCAUCCUGCUCCUUGCCUCAGGGACUUCAUGUACACACUCCCGUCAGGAUCCUUGCUGAGAAGGGCGUACUACAUCCUGUCGUUGUACGCAACUUCCUUGGAUGUCACCAGACAGACAAAGGUCACUCCCGUCGUCCUCAAUGGUUUCUGGCUGGACCAGUUAACGUUCGCGUUGAUCCAGUCGUUCCAGUACGGACGACUUCCCCGGGUGACGACCCCCAUCUACAGGUGGCCGACGGAGCUGCUGCAGCCAGACCUCAUCAUCUACCUGGACCAUCCGGACCAACUGGACCAGCGACCGUUCAUUAAGAGGAGUCACAACAACUGGAAACCUAGGUCUCUGGAUUUGUAUCGUAAACUAUCAUCUAUCUACAAUGUAAAAAUAGUAAAGGUACAACAAGAUUACGGGGAAACGGCGAACGAAAUACAUCAAAUCAUUAUAAACGAAUGUGCUUCUGAUGAUGACAACAAACCUCACAGUUUAUCAAACAUCUGAUAAAUGACUAAUUUAUUUACCUCCUUCAUUAUGAAAUUUGUGUGUUUAUUUUGCUUAUUCAGCCUAUGUUUUUAGGGAUUUCCUUCAAGGAAUAAUGGCGUCAUAUUUUAAAUUAAAA